Molecule: messenger RNA, 9777 nt
Organism: Pelobates cultripes (western spadefoot toad)
Lineage: Eukaryota; Metazoa; Chordata; Amphibia; Anura; Pelobatidae
Source: the annotation of a GenBank genome assembly
CCUGUUUCUUGGUUUGUCCCUCACUGCUUGCCAUAGCCCAGGGGGGUUAAUGAUGGCGACUUCCCAGGACUUCCACGUCCAGAUGUGUCACAAAGAAAUUGUCAAAUAUGAUCUAGAGAUCAAAGCUCUGAUCCAGGUACAUGGGAUUCCUGAUAGCUGUGCUUCCUGUAACAGUGAUUCAAUAUGGUGCUGGUAACAUGGCACCUUGCUUAGCCCUUGACAGCAGGGCAGUGAGAGUCACUGAAUCGAGGCAGUGAGAGUCACUGAAUCGAGGCAGUGAGAGUCAUUGAAUCAGGUCAGGGAGAGUCAUUGAAUCGAGGCAGUGAGAGUCAUUGAAUCAGGUCAGGGAGAGUCAUUGAAUCGAGGCAGUGAGAGUCAUUGAAUCGGGGCAGUGAGAGUCAUUGAAUCGAGGCAGUGAGAGUCAUUGAAUCGGGGCAGUGAGAGUCAUUGAAUCGGGUCAGGGAGAGUCAUUGAAUCGAGGCAGUGAGAGUCAUUGAAUCGGGUCAGGGAGAGUAAUUGAAUCGAGGCAGUGAGAGUAAUUGAAUCGAGGCAGUGAGAGUCAUUGAAUCAGGUCAGGGAGAGUCAUUGAAUCGAGGCAGUGAGAGUCAUUGAAUCAGGUCAGGGAGAGUCAUUGAAUUAGGUCAGAGAGAGUCAUUGAAUCAGGUCAGUGAGUCAUUGAACCUCCUCCUUAGGACUGGCAAAGCAUCAUGGGAGACGUAGUACACAGUAGCUGGGGUGUGAAAGGUUAUUCCUAAUUGUUUCUGAUUCAUUAGUGGGAUCCCUAGAAUUUAUAGAAUUGUGACAAGUUGAAUAGAACCUGCAGUAAUGUCUUGGAAUCCUGCUUACAGAAUACAGUUUAGACUGGCUGAGUAUCAUGGUAAAUGCAAUCUACAAAUAUCUGCAACACUGGGAUUAGCCAUGGUUGCUGUAAGGGUGCGGUGUAUUAAACUGGGAUGAGAUUGUGUACUGCAGAUCAGCUAUAGAUGUAUUGUUGCCAUUUGUUUUUAUUUUUAUUGCGUCAUGCAACUUUUUUGAAGGGUCACCCACAUAGACUUUAAGUGAUAAAAUCUUCUUUAUGCUGGUGUGGCAUGUCCUAGAUAUUUAGUAAUUUAAGAUUAACCCAAACAUUUUUAAGGUUCACAAUGUGGUCCAUAAAAACCCUUAUGCUAAUAUGGGAAAUGCUGUUUAUUUUUCUUUAGUAGUGAGUUAUUUCAAAGUAGGAUCUUUAAAAGUUGGUUCAAUAUGAAGACAUUUUUCUGUUAUUUAAAGGAACACCCCGGCGCCAUGUUACUAUAAUACAGUAUGUCAAAUGUUUUAAACAUCAACAACAUACCUGCACAGGAAGCUGGAUGUCUCUAUUCAGCCUAGGCACAGCUGAUACAGGACAGUGCUCAUUGGCUAAGACCACCCAACUGAUAAUUUCAGCCAAUGAGUGUGGUCCUGCUUAGCUUAGCAUAGCUAACUGGAUUAAGGCCACAGGUGCCUAGCAAGACCUGGUUAGUUGCGGAACCAUUCUAAAAUCGUUUGACAAAUCAAACUAAAAGGCCGUCAGCGUGCUGUAGUGGUUAUGGUGCUUGGAAUGUUCAUUUAAUUUUCUAUAACACUGCUGAACUUAUACCAUACCCAGUGCUUUAUGGGGACAACACAGCUUUCUGGGAGCUUUAAUUCAUGUGUCACAAUUCUUCUGUAGAAAGCCAACACCUGAAGUACAGAUCUCAGUUUUGCAUGUACCCUUGUCUUAUUGAACAAUCUAAAGUUAAACGGACAUAGGCACCCAAACCCCUUCUUCUCAUUGAAGUGGUCUGGGUGUAGUGUCCAUGUUCCCUAAACUCUGCAAUGUUUACAUUGCAGUUUUAAGACUGACUCUAGUGGCUGUCUACCAGACCGCACUGCACUGGUGUUUGACUCUGUGAAAUAGUGCUGGACAUCCUCAUACUUUGCAUAAAGACAUCCAGCAUCUAUAAAACCCCAUAUAAAAGUAUUGAGGCAAUACUUUCCAAUGGGGAAGGCCUAAAGCACAUGCGCAUUAUAUCCCCCCCCAUCGGCUGACGGAGUAGGAGGAGCACGACACAGCACCGAGGGACAUCUGUGCUUGAAUCUGGUAAGUGUAAAAUGGUUUUUCAACCCUUUAUUUGCCAUGGUAGAGGGCACUAUAGUGUUAGGAAUACUGUAUUGUAUUGCCAGCACUUUAGUUUUAUUUUAACAGUGUGUUUAUGUGUAUUAUUAUUAUUAUUAUUAUUAUUAAAAGUUAUAGAUGAUCUGUUAUCAUAUAUUGCGUACUAAAGAAUACUCCUAAUGAUUAUAGGACAUUCGAGAAUGCUCUGGUCCUCUAAGCGUGCUCACUGAUCUAAAUGCACAAGUUAAAGAGAAAUUCCAUCUCCUGAGAUUGAGAAUACAGGUGAGUCAACACAUGUGUAAAAGCUGAAUUAAAGGGGAAGACUAGACUGUAAUGCUUUGUACCAUAUGGCGGUAAUGACUGUGAAUUCACACUGUUAUCUAUCAAACACCUGGCUAUGAAUGCUCACAGCUAUACUCUAACACGUGCAAGCCACUGAUUGUUCACUGCUAAGUUAUACAGGUUACAUUAUUUAUACUAAAGUAAAUUGGCAUACUGUUUUGAUGCCAUUCUUAAUAAAACACUCUACCUGUGUGUUCUGUUAUUUUCUUGACAUUGUCUGCUUAUGCAUCGUUAUACAAAAAAAAAAAAUACAAGUAGAUACAACUUUGCCCCAAUUAUUUCUGAUAAAACAACUCCCUGAAGAAUAGAACUAUAUUCUGAUGCAGAAUCUUUUAAGAGUGAUAGUCAACAUCAGCUGCAUCUACUUGCAUAAUGCACAGGUGCCUAAAAUCUUAAACAAACAUGCCCAGGACAAUGCUGAUAAUGUAUGUCUUGCGUGACUUUCAAAUUGUUGUGUUAUCACACAUGCACAAAUUUGGCAGUGGCACACACAAUCGCAGAGUGCAAUAUUGAAAUGUGCAUUUCGGUCAUUGUCUGAUUUUUUUUUUUUUGCUUAUUUCUAUAACUGUUAUAACUCAGAGGGGUAUAUAUGUUCUAGGAUCUUGAGCAGAUGGCCAGAGAGCAGGAUAAGGAAUCUGACAAGCAAGCCUUGCUGAAGGAGAUGGAGUGUCACAAAAGGCAGAUGCUCAGGUAGGUGUAGGUCACAAUAGUGCUUCUCAAACUGGUUCUCAAAGACCAUGUUUCACUAUUGGUAUUAUUCACUAAAAUACAAUACAAUAAAACAAGUGAAAAAAAUGGCGCUAUCAAUAAAGUUAUAAAAUAAAAAAUACAAAAAGGGGGAGCAGCACCUAAACAGUGUAUUAGCCCCAAAACACUCCUGAAAAAAAAAACACAAAAAAAACCAAACAGAAUUUGCAGUAGAUAAUUCUGAGAAUAUUAGGGCAUUUUAAGUUUGGAAGAAGAAUUUGAAAGGCUGUUUACUUGAUUCAGUUUUUUCAUAAACUUACAAAACAGAAUUGGCUUUGACCAAACUGUAUUUUUCACCUGAAGUUGCUUAAAGGGAUACUCCACUGUCUAAAUGGAGAAAUAACUACAAAUCAGUGAUUAGGAAAUAUACCCCUAUAAAAACAUGCAUGCAUUUUAUUAUAUAUUUUUUAUUGUGAAUAUAUCCACAAACGGCUUGGGAAAGCUAUAGAUCUGCUGUCUCCAGCCUUUGUAAGCCUUCCCCUUCUUCCCCAGCCCAGACUUUCUGUGGCUGUCCAAUCACAGAUUUCCCAAUACAGCUCAAUGAUAAGCUUUUGCAAGGCAUGUGCUCUGUGCAAUUUCCUGCCUUUUGAGUUUAGCCUGUUUUUUUGUCUGAUUGGCACCCAAGGGGGUCUAACAAGGUUAAUGCGUAAAAAAUGUCAAUUUCAAUAGAAAUCUGCACUUUUUAUAAAAUGAAAAAAGAAGACAAACUCUUCACACAUAAAACAGUUGAGCAAGCUAAAAACUAAAUUAAUAGUUGCUUUUAUAGUUUCUGCACUGCUUUAGUUGCACAGGCAAGCAGCAGAAGUGAGCUCUGACCAAACCAGGAAGAGUCUCCAUCGGAUACAAAUUUUUUCUCUCUCUGUUCUGUGGGAUCUAAUGUUAUCACUUAAAGCCCCUUAAAGCCAACAAAACAUAAUGGCAUAUAUAAUUCUGGUCACUGGCAGUACUUCUAUUCAUAAUUUCUGAUCAAUGGAACAACUGAAUAAGAUGAUAAUAGCCAUGACACUGCUGUGAUCACUUUGACAGCCUUAUUCAUACCCUUACUAUUCACACAUAAAGCACUUUAGCAAGAUAUAUUGCUUUAGGGGUCUGGAGUGCCCCUUUAAUAUACCAGGGAAUUAAUAUGAUAUUUUUGAAAAUGUUAUAUAUUUAUCGAGCUAAAAAAUACAACUUUACACCUUAUGUAGGUGAAAUACUAAGUUGAGACAUUUUCUGUUUUUGAUGUUAAAGGACCACUAUAGUGCCAGGAAAACAUACUCGUUUUCCUGGCACUAUAGUGCCCUGAGGGUGCCCCCUCCCACCCGGCUCUGGAAAGGGGAAAGGGGUUUAAACUUACCUUUUUCCAGCGCUGGGCGGAGAGCUCUCCUCCUUCUCUCCUCCUCCGUUCCGCCCCGUCGGCUGAAUGCGCAUGCGCGGCAAGAGCAAAAUCACAGUGAGAAGCACGCAAGCGCCUCUAGUGGCUGUCAAUGAGACAGCUGCUAGAGGCUUUGGGGGAAGGCUUAACCCAUUCAUAAACAUAGCAGUUUCUCUGAAACUGCUAUGUUUAUGAAAAAAUGGGUUAACCCUAGCUGGACCUGGCACCCAGACCACUUCAUUAAGCUGAAGUGGUCUGGGUGCCUGGAGUGGUCCUUUAAGUACAAGUGAGGAUAACAAAAGCAGUUUUUUCCAUUUGAAAGAAAUAUUAAAUGCUCACCAUGUUAUUUUUCAUUUAAUAUUCUGUGGUGGUAACAAGGAAAUACUUAAAUAUUGCACCUGUAUUUCCUUUGAAUGUUAAGACUUAGCUUUCACUAAAUAUAUAAUAUAAAUAAAUCUGCAAAUUAAAUGUACAGCUACCAUUACACAGUACUAUACAACCAAGACUUUAUUGGACAAUUCAUACAGUGCAUAGCGAUGCUGGGUGUCUGUGAAGAUAGGUGUGCAAAUUCCUGGGAGGAUCAUUAAUGAGCAGUGAAGUAGCCAAUAGGAGAAGCAAUUAUUUCAUAUCCCCCAAAGCUAGCCACCCCCCAUGUAAUCCUGCCAGGCCCUUUCAUGUUAACUUCCAUUGACAGCAGUUGGCUUCUUAUUGAUGAACAGGGACAUCUGUGGUCAUCCCACAUGGGCCCAAUCCACCUACAGACUCUUCACUCAAUCACUCACCUGCCUUCUACCUGCUGUUGCUGUAUAUUCACUUAUAUCAUCCUCAGCUUACAUCAAAAAGUAGAGCUCCUCUAUUGAUUUGGGAACAGGAAUAUGUGUAAGUACCGGAGAAUAGUUGCUUUACGUUUGUUGCACAAUGAAGGUCAAAACCUAGGGGGGAAAAUAUAUUCACUUUCAUUCUUGUACAGUUUCUUUAUGAGUUCUUGCCCUUUCGCCCUCUCAGAAUUCAUUCACACAAGUGAAAAACAUCUGGAAACCGACAAUUUAAAAAGUCAGUCUUGUGAUCAAGCUCAAGUCAUUUCUACUCCUUUCUUUAUUGCAGUAAUCAGACCGUAUGGAGGAAGUCAAACCUUUCCUGUAAGCAGACAAUUGACAACUCUGAGAAAGAUGAACUACUUGAAGGAGGGGAUCCUACGAGACAGAGGUGCAGAGUGUUUCUUAUUCAGUGUAUAGGUGUACAGAACAUCCCGCUUCCUGCUGCUAUAGGCUUUGUUGUAUCGAAUGAUUCCUUGCUAGUGCAUUAUUAUAAUAUAUUAAUGUAUACAGAAUAAGAAAGUUCCACCUAGUUGUAUGUUUGUUGUGUUGCUGAUGACAAAGUAAUGAGACUUUUUUUCUUUAUCAAACUUCAGGCUGGAUUGCUCCAGCAACUGCCUCUUUUUGGUUUGAAUCUACAUUCCGGCCAGGUGCACAGUAGGGAUCGACCGACAUUGAUGUUUUUUUAGAGCCGAUACCGAUUAUCUGUGAACUUUUAGGCCGAUAACUUACCAAUAUUCCCAUAGGAAAGCAUUGAAUAAUAUGGGGAAAUCCUAAUGCGAGCAUGGCUAUUUCCACACACGCACAUUAGGUCUCCCCCUCGGGGGAGGAGCGGGGGCGGAGCUGAGCCAGCACCGAGGGUCGUCUGCGCUGGACCCAGAAAAGGUAAGUGACAGGAGGGGAGGAUGGGGCCUUGACAGAGGGGGAAGCUAUAGUGCCAGGAAAACGAGUUUGCUUUCCUGGGCUGGCAUGAUAGCUUCCCUUUAAUUUGGACUGUGUGCUGCCAGUGCCCAGUUAACCCAUUGGCCAAAAUGCAGAAAACAUGUGUCCCCCCUCUCUUCUUCUCUGUAUGAUUAACCACUCCUCAGCUCAUUUGAAUUUAUAUUUCUCCCAGCAGUAGCAUAUAUCCAGUACCAUGGGAGGGCGUGUUAUUAUCAAUUGUAUAGUGUCAAUAUACUGCCCAAUACAAUACCCAGGACUUUAUUAUCAUUGCUAGUAUACUACCCACUCCCAGUGCUUUAUUAUCAUUUAUAAUAUAGUGCCAAUAUACACCCAGAGCUUUAUUAUCAUAUAGUGCCAUCCACCACCACCACCCCCCUCACUGACUACCAAGGGCUUUAUUAUCAUUUAUAAUAUAGUGCCAAUAUAUACCCAGAGCUUUAUUAUCAUAUAGUGCCAUCCACCACCACCACCCCCCUCACUGACUACCAAGGGCUUUAUUAUCAUUUAUAAGAUACUGCCAAUAUAUACCCAGAGCUUUAUUAUCAUAUAGUGCCAAAAAACCACCCCACCCCCCUCACUGACUACCAAGGGCUUUAUUAUCAUUUAUAAGAUACUGCCAAUAUAUACCCAGAGCUUUAUUAUCAUAUAGUGCCAAAACCAUCUCAUCCUGCCUGGUGCAACUACCUCAUCUGUGAAGUCUUCUCUCUCAGUGCUCAUCCUCUUCUUAGAUAGCGAGCUUUUGUUUGUAUCCUGUAGCUUCAUCCUCAGAUGUUACUCACACAUCUUCCUGGUGAGGAACACCAAUUUCGAUUUAAGCUGCGCACACCAUAUUGCAUGCACAACUUGGACUGAGAGAAAGUGGCAAGUAUUUCUUUUCAUUGAAUUUCUGUUCUCAACAGGAAAGUAGCAAAAGAAAAUCUGGCCCAGUCCGCAAGCAAUAUAACGGAAAGCCUGAUGGGUAUCAGCCGAAUGAUGUCACAGCAGGUUCAGCAAAGUGAAGUAGCCAUGCAUACACUGGGUAGGUACGAGUUGUGUGUCUGCACAGGUUGUCUCUGGUUAUAAGGCAAGGGACAGUGAGCACUGCCAUUGAUUAAUAAAAGUAUGGAGUGUACCUGUCUAACAAAAUUUACUACAGAGCUCAAAAUGUCUACUUGCCCACUUUCUAUUUUCAAGUGGGACUUCAGCCCUGGCAAGUGUGGGAUACGCACACACAACCACACAUCCAGCAGCCAUCUGUGCCUCAUCAGUAGUUUAUUUUAUUUGUUUUUAUUUUGGUGCACAGUAUCAGCAUGACUCUGCAGCUAUGUUCUUGUUAAUUGGUCAAUCACUGCUGAAACGAUAAGGAGAACGUCCAAGAGUCUUCCAAGAGACAUUUGUUAAUCUCCUUUACCUACAAUAAUAACUAGUUUUGUCUUUGCUUUCUUUGAACAGCAACCUCUUCCAGGACAAUACUGGAAACCAAUGAAGAAUUUAAAUCCAUGUCUGGAACCAUACAGCUUGGUCGUAAACUCAUCACCAAAUACAAUCGUCGUGAACUGACAGACAAACUUCUCAUCUUCUUGGCUCUGGCAUUGUUUUUGGCAACUGUACUCUACAUCCUAAAAAAAAGACUAUUUCCGUUUUAAUGGCUGCCGCGGGGUAUGUCAAUAAGAUUGUAUGUACAGACAAUACAAACUUCACGAUUGCCUGUCUGCAUCGUUGAACAUUAGACACUGUAUGUCUCCCGGCACUACGUCAUUAAAUUACUUUGACCACGUGUGUGGAACUAAUAGUGAAAGGCCUCUUGACAAACAAGAACACAUUAACUAAAAUUGGUUUUAGAUGAAUUGUGACUUCAGUUCUUUUCAGUUGUAUGAGAGGAAUUAAAACAUAAAGAGAACAUGUAAGGAAGGCUAUUGUCAGCUGAUAAAAGUAUAUGUGUUACUUUCUGAAAUCUUAUAGUUUCUAAUGUUUAUUGACUAAUACAACAUCUUUGUGUGAUUAUAUGUUUGUAAUACCCCUUAAAUGUAUACGAAUGAGAGCAGCUCCAUUAACUUCUUGUCUUGGCAUUUACCGGAGUUAACAGUUGUUACUAAUGUUAAUGGCCAUAUUAAUAUAUAUUGGUAAUUAAUUUGACAACUCUACUAUAUUCUUGUUAUGAGAUAUAAAACAUUUACUACAAUAUUCCUUAUCACUUAUACAAAAUUAAACCAGGUUCAAAUUUCCAAGCUUUUUUCCCCGACAGGACCACUGCACCCAGACCACUUCACAGAGGUGAAGUGGUCUGGGUGACUUUAGUGUAUCUCCUACGCAGAAUACGUGGCAAGUUCACCUGGAGAUUAAAUUUGGAUUUAAUGCCUUUUCAUAGAGCAUUAUUAGAGACCUUGUGAAAAGUGUGCAAUAAGCUUAUCAGUUUACAGUGAAACCAGGAGAACUCCAGUAGGCAAUCUGUCAGAAACCCUCACGUUGUAAAGGCUAUAUGGCUAUACUUUUAUAGAAGCUAUAAUCUUAUUUACUAUUAUCAUUCCUUUAACCACUGAUUCAUUGGACAGCCAUGUGACAAAGUAGAGGAAGUGAAAUCUGCAGCAACAUCAACAGCAUGAACAAGAUGAACCAUUUGUGAUAUCUUAUGUGGGUGCCAUGACAAUGCUAAUAAGAAAGCUAUGGAAGGCAAUUUCUGCAGAUCAGUCAGAGCUUUUACUAGUAGACGGUAGUGGGAGUAUUCUUUGUUAUUAAAUAUGAGCCCUCCCUUCACUGUCAAGAUGGCCUCCAAAGGCAUGCUUCCUGUCUCCAUGCAGACCUAUACUUAUGGAGCACGCUAGAGUUCAUAUUUUCAGUGUUUAAUGUAUAUAUCAUUUGAUUUAUGUCAUGAAGGCUGGAAAAUGAACAGAAUGUUCUUUGAGUUUACUUUGUAAUAAACCAUCUAUUAUCUGAGCGCAAAGAAUUGUCAUUAAUGGUACAUUUCCAAGCUGAGCGAAAGUGGUAAGUGGAACCUUAGGUUUCUGUUUUGGGUUCGUUUCUAUUUAACAUAUUUAAAAACGAUCUUAAAAGAGGCAUUGAGAGUCAUGUUUCACUGUUUGCAGAUGACCCAAAACUCUUUAAAGUAAUAAAAUAUGAGCAGGAUAUUGCAGGGGGAUUUAGAUAGAUUUGGGGACUGGGUACUUAAAUCAAAUGGCAGAUUACAUUUAAUGUAGAGAAAUGCAAAGUUAUGCACUUCAAGGUUAAAAAUGCACAAGCGAUUUACAGCCUUAAUGGUAGUGAGUUAGGGAUAACACACGAGAAGGAUUUGGGAAUUGUUUUAAACAACAAACUAGGCAACAUUGUGCAAUGUCAAUCAGCAGUUGGUAAGGUAUUGUCAUUUAUAAAACAGUGCAUUCAUUCUUGGAAUAAAAACAUACAUUUGCCUCUUUAUAAAUCACUGGUAGACCGCACCUUAAAUAUGUUGUGCAAUGUUGGGCACCUGUUCUAAAAAAGGAUAUUAU